Lottia gigantea (owl limpet) is the source of this 573-nucleotide messenger RNA. RefSeq lists its product as hypothetical. NCBI's taxonomy places the organism in Eukaryota, Metazoa, Mollusca, Gastropoda, Lottiidae. Bases 1 to 573 code for a protein of 190 amino acids. The transcript is spliced from 3 exons. Gene Ontology annotation, cellular component: plasma membrane. The record is from RefSeq and is a predicted model, not a curated record.
AUGGAGCAAUCGAUAAAAUUCAUCAUUUCGCUGAUCUGCCUAUUACUGGCUGCUGGCUUUUAUUUUGUGGCAUUAGCUACAUCCUAUUGGUCUGUUGGAAGGUUGUUAAUAUUUGGUUUAUGGCAGUAUUGUUACGUUAGUGUAGAAACUGUUAUUGUGAAGAAUUGGAAGUGCCACCCAAAUAAUACAGAUUUCACCAUGUCAGCCCAGAUAUUUUCAAUUCUAGCUGUGAUGUGUUAUCUUGUUGCAUUUUUACUUUUCAUGAUAUCUGCUUUUAUUCCAUCCAAAAAUAAAUCUAGACCAGUAAUCAUGACCAUCUGCCUUCUAACGUUCUGUAUAGUGAGUCUACAGAUCAUGUCAAUGGUGGUAUUUGCAGUGAAAAUAAAUGAAUAUUUUAGAAAAAUUCAGAAUAAACAUUUUGAAAAUGAAUUUGAAACAGUGACGAUUUCCUGGUCUUUUGUGAUAGGGAUUGUAUCAAAUGUGAUAUGUACUGUUUCGGGGGUGUGUAUAUUUGUGGACUUGAGAAAUCUUGCCAUUGACGAACUAGAUGGUCUAAAUGACUUAAAUGCAUAA